AUGGAUUUGUGCCCUUCUGUAAAGAACAUUCUUCUUCUCGAUUCAGAAGGCAAACGUAUUGCGGCCAAGUACUUUUCAGACGACUGGCCUACCAAUACUGCAAAGGAAGCUUUUGAGAAGGCAUUAUUUACCAAGACCCAUAAGACGAAUGCUCGGACUGAAGCGGAGAUAACAAUGUUUGAGAACAACAUUGUUGUCUACAAGUUUGUUCAAGAUGUACACUUUUAUGUCACUGGUGGUGAAGAUGAGAACGAGGUCAUUUUAGCCUCUGUCCUUCAGGGAUUCUUUGAUGCUGUUGAUAUUCUACUUAGGGCUAAUGUUGAUAAGAGGGAGGCACUGGAAAACCUGGAUCUCAUACUUCUGUGCAUUGAUGAAAUUGUUGAUGGCGGGAUUGUUCUUGAAACAGAUGCCAACAACAUUGCUAAUAAAGUUGCAAGUCACAGUGUGGACACUGGAGCACCACUCUCCGAACAGACAAUUAGUCAAGCAUUGGCGACUGCCCGUGAACAUCUUACUAGAUCCCUUCUGAAGUGA
Messenger RNA from Striga hermonthica, 534 nucleotides. The record is from the annotation of a GenBank genome assembly. NCBI's taxonomy places the organism in Eukaryota, Viridiplantae, Streptophyta, Magnoliopsida, Lamiales, Orobanchaceae.